Molecule: messenger RNA, 936 nt
Organism: Eufriesea mexicana
Lineage: Eukaryota; Metazoa; Arthropoda; Insecta; Hymenoptera; Apidae
Gene: Pino
Product: protein pinocchio
Exons: 6
Coding region: 174-767 (197 amino acids)
Source: RefSeq, a predicted model, not a curated record
CCGGUACGUGUGGAUUAUUAAGAUACGCAUCGUUUGUUAUAUUGCGAAAAUAUUCGGGAAUUUAGUGUAAACAAUUCGUACAACUUUGAGGAAGUCAGCAGGUUGUGAAACCUAUAGAAUAGGUUAUACAUAUUUUGGUGCUCAAGAUCGACUCGUGGCGUGUUUUCAAGAACAUGGAGAGUACUCUGACGGAAUUCGAAGAAAACUUGUCCUUCGAUAUCGAUGACCCGGACUUUGCCCCGUUGAAUCCUCGUACUAUUGCUCAGAAUGUCCUUCGCAGUGUACAAUUCAGCGACAUUACAUUUGGCGUCAACAAACUUGUAACUCAUCAAAACAACAACAUGUCUGUGACCACAUCUGUACAACCAGCUACUGAGAGUCUUUCUCGUCAUGGGAGCAACAUUUCUUUGUCCUGCCACAGUUCAUGCGGGAGUGUUGACGAUGGCCUCCAAGGAUCUCAUCCUCAGUACCAGGACACGAUCCUUACCAUUGAGGAACUUCGUGCUCAACUGAACUCUUGUUUCACAUGUGGGGUUUCGUGGAGCGAAGAUCACGUCUCUCUCGACUGCAGUGAAUGCGGUGGCUAUUCCCUCCAACGACCGUGCCCACUUUGUGACGGACGUUGCCGCACCUCGUGGAAACGCGACCUUACUAUGUCCCACGCCAGUGGAAAAGCAAGAUGGAUUGGCGAAUGUGGACUGAGUUGCGGUCCUUCCAUUGAGGAGCCAUUGGUGCCAGCGUUGGAGAAGCUACGAGCCACCUCGUGAACGGUGUUCAACGACGAAUGCAUAGAGAGACGUCGUCGUGUACCGUCAACCAUGCACAAGACUUAAUCCAUCACCAUCCAUAUAGCGUCACCCCACCACCAUUGUGCGAAUCGGAAAUGUGUGAAUGUGGAUUCUGGAUGCAUAGAUGAUACAUUAUGUUCCUGAGGAG